AUGAAGUCCGCCGCGUUACAAUCACUGAUGCUAGCGACACAGAUAAAUUCCAUGAUCGCACAGUUAGCUGAAACCCAGUCUGCUGGCGAAGUGGAAAAGUUGAAAUCAGAUAACAAAGAAAUGAAACGGCGUUUGGAUGAGCUUGAGAGUUCAUCGGCAAGGGAGAGCAGUCGGUUGGAGGCCGACCUACAGAAAGCCAGGCAUGACGUCGAGGUGGCAAGACAUCAGAAUGAACGAGAGAGACGGAAGAUUCCAAGAGGAUUUGGACGAGACCAAAAAGGAGCUGCAUAUGAAGUCCGCCGCGUUACAAUCACUGAUGCUAGCGACACAGUUGUUCAGGAUAACGCGAAUGCUGAGCGACUGAAGGAAGAAAACCAACAACUAACAAACCUUCUCAAUGAUACAGAGGCAGCUCUAGCAACGGCAAAACGCGAUCUGGAAAAGAAAAAUGCGGAGAUUUCUGAGCUGAUUAGGUCAGCAGAAGAUAGCGCUGCCUCAUCAGAUCAGCUGGAAAUGUUCGAGAAGAAACUUAGCAAUGCUGAAAAAGUGCUCCAACAAGAGAUAGCCUCGAAAGUUAGUUGUUCGACUUGUUGA
Cooperia oncophora is the source of this 594-nucleotide messenger RNA. The record is from the annotation of a GenBank genome assembly. NCBI's taxonomy places the organism in Eukaryota, Metazoa, Nematoda, Chromadorea, Rhabditida, Trichostrongylidae.